AGGCGGAGGCCGAGGCAGAGGCGGAGGAAACGGAAGUGGGUCGGAUCCGGGUUGGUCCGGGAGUAGUGGGUCUCUAGGGCCUGGGUCGCCUGGCCCGGGCAGCUGAGGGUCCCGUAACGGGACGAGCGGCGCCACCCUUGAGGCCUGCUGACUGGCACCUAGUCACCGUCUCCGCCCCAGAACCCUGCAGCCCUCGGGUCUCCGCUCGGCCCCAGGUCCCACUCCUCUGGCCUCGGGUGACCGCCCUGGCAGCCCUGCGGUUCCUCACCUGCGUUCUCCCUGGAACAGGCAGACCCUGAGCCCCCCGGAAGUCGGCGGCGAGCAGCAGCGACCGCGGAACGACGGCGGGCGGCCCCGGGCAUGUAUGCCCCGGGAGGCGCAGGGCUGCCCGGCGGGCGCCGGCGGAGGAGCCCGGGAGGCAGUGCGCUGCCCAAGCAGCCGGAGCGUAGCCUGGCCUCGGCCCUGCCGGGCGCCUUGUCCAUCACGGCGCUGUGCACUGCCCUCGCUGAGCCUGCCUGGUUGCACAUCCAUGGUGGCACCUGUUCCCGCCAGGAGCUGGGCGUCUCCGACGUCCUGGGCUAUGUGCAUCCGGACCUGCUGAAAGACUUCUGCAUGAAUCCCCAGACGGUGCUGCUCCUGCGGGUCAUUGCCGCCUUCUGCUUCCUGGGCAUCCUGUGCAGCCUCUCCGCAUUCCUCCUCGAUGUCUUUGGGCCCAAGCAUCCGGCCCUGAAGAUCACGCGUCGCUAUGCCUUCGCCCACAUCCUUACAGUCCUGCAGUGUGCUACCGUCAUCGGCUUUUCCUACUGGGCUUCCGAGCUCAUCCUGGCCCAGCAGCAGCAGCAUAAGAAGUACCAUGGUUCCCAGGUGUAUGUCACCUUUGCUGUUAGUUUCUACCUGGUGGCAGGAGCCGGCGGAGCCUCAAUCCUGGCCACGGCAGCCAACCUCCUGCGCCACUACCCGACAGAGGAGGAGGAGCAGGCGCUGGAGCUGCUGUCUGAGAUGGAGGAGACCGAGCCCUACCCCUCGGAAUAUGAGGUCAUCAACCAAUUCCAGCCGCCCCCGGCCUACACACCCUAAUGCCAGCCUAGGCCUUCCUCCCACAGAGGAGUGCCUUCCCCCAGCAGGCCUCACUGGUAGGAUCCUGAGCAUCUUCACCAAACCUGCCCCAGGAGAGAGACUGCCCUUUGGGCUGUUCAUGUAUCCUUGCUCUUGAAACCUGGGGCUCAUGGAUUUUAUAUCAUGCACUGUUUCCCCUCUUGCCACCUUCCUGUCCCUGAGGUCACUAGUCAUUACCAACCAGGGAUGGUCACACAAUUUCUCCCUUCAUGGGCCAUCUUUCACACCAGAACUUUCUUCCCGUGGGGAGCUACUGACAGAGGACUGUCUCAGAAAGAGGUGUCAUCAGGGCCCAAGAGAAAGGGGACUGUGCCCUGCAGGCUUCCCUCAUGUGGUCAUCGCCUGUUCCACGGGCUGGCCUGCCCCUUCCUUCUCGGAGUGCCCAGUGGCAGGCCCCGCUCUGGAGAUCUCUGCACUUUAGUCUUUGGACUUCCCGUCCUCUGUGUUCUGGUUGACGGGAGACGGAAUUGCUUUUGGGAAGCAGAUCAAGUCUUGUCCCCGCCCUGGCCUGGCUUCGGUGGCCGGAGCCCAGGAAAGGAGAGCAGUGGGAAUGGGCCUGAGGUCUCCCGGUUCCCAGAGAGGAUCAGACUGAAGGGGCCCCUUCACCUUUCAAAAUUGAGUGGUUUUAAAAGGAAAAAACAAAACCAAGCAACAGCAACAAUCACCUGUUUUUAAACUAGCGACAAGACUUGUCAUUUUAUCGAUGUUUAUCCCAUCCUUUUGGGCUCUGCACUGUUUUGAGCCACAGCUCCUUACAGCCCACAGUAGUUUCUCCCUGAACUUCUUCCGGCAGAAUGCACCCCUCCUCCCUGCCCCCUCUCCCAGGGCCUUCCUGUGGAACCCAGAGCCCCUCAGCAGAGGCUGAGGACUAGGCCUGGCUGGCUGGCCAGCGUGGUGCUCCUCAGGGCUGGACUGAGAUGUAGCCUGGCCUCCGUGCAGGAACAGCGGUCACGGGGGCACCCUCCACAUAGGAAUCACAACCAGGGGCCCUUUGCAAGAGGACGGCAGAGCUGGCUGUGUCCCUCAGGCUGAGUGCCUCCCCUAAACUGUGACGUGGGGCAACAGCUUGCUGCAUGCCCCUCCCCUCCUUGAAUGUUCUCUGGCCUCGCAUUGUGCUACUUGCUGGCUCUUUCUUGCCCAGCCAUCAUUCUGGGUUUCCCGUUGGCCACAUAUGGCUCUGGGUCUGGCUGAAUUUUCUGCCCUGAGGUCAGUGUAAAAGUGGGAGAAACUCAAGAAACCAUCAGUAUGCAUCCAGAUGGCCAAGCGUCUUUGGGAUCAGUGUUCAUUGCGGACCUGAAAAGCAUUUGGGUCCCAAUCUCCUGCAGAUGACCAAGCACGACCAGAGAGUGGGCACUGCUAUUGAACGGUGGCUAGGAAGGAACGUUACGUGCCUCAUCCUUGGGCCAGACCACGUGGGGAUGUCUGGACACACGUCUGUGUGGGUGGUGAAGCCCAUGUCUGCACAUGAAUGGUGGCUGCCUGGAGUUCACUGUGAUGCCAAAGUGUGUCCCAUUGUGACCGUCGGGCAGGAAAGACCACCGUGUGGGACCUGCGCACAAAGCCAGGGAGCUGCCUUGCUUGUCUUUCUAUCAAGUCCGAGUUUGUCCGGCAGAUAGCUAGGGUGUGGCCAGCUCUCGCUGACCUUGGGUGCUUGGGUGUCUGAGGGGCAGAUCAGGAGACCGGGCACCAGACACACAUGCCAAAAUGACCGUCAUCUCGCGAGGCCUCAGACAUGACCCUGUGGACUGUUCCAUGUAAUCCAGAUCCCACCUUUUGUUAACUGUCCACACCACCGGCCUUUCUCUUCCCCUGCUGUCCUGACACUGUCAUAGAAAUCCCCCUGGUUGUGUUUUUUCUUUUUUUCUAGGAAAAACAAAUAAAAACAAAACAAAUGAACAGAAACCACAAGUAAGAAUGUAAA
Molecule: messenger RNA, 3037 nt
Organism: Pipistrellus kuhlii (Kuhl's pipistrelle)
Lineage: Eukaryota; Metazoa; Chordata; Mammalia; Chiroptera; Vespertilionidae
Gene: TMEM127
Product: transmembrane protein 127
Exons: 4
Coding region: 361-1077 (238 amino acids)
Biological process (GO): negative regulation of cell population proliferation; negative regulation of TOR signaling
Cellular component (GO): membrane
Source: RefSeq, a predicted model, not a curated record